Messenger RNA from Lytechinus variegatus (green sea urchin), 3468 nucleotides. RefSeq names its product major facilitator superfamily domain-containing protein 6-like protein B. Gene Ontology annotation, cellular component: membrane. The coding region runs from base 1008 to 3284 and encodes 758 amino acids. The transcript is spliced from 2 exons. The record is from RefSeq and is a predicted model, not a curated record. Lineage: Eukaryota; Metazoa; Echinodermata; Echinoidea; Temnopleuroida; Toxopneustidae.
GCGCCAGAACCAACAAAAUUGUGAUACGUAGCGCUAGUAGAGUGUUUCGUUUUCGAUCAUAAUUCACUCUGCAUGCAUAGCGAUGAGGUGAAAGGACAUUUCUUGCCACUAAAUGCGCUAUAUGUAUCUCAGCUCCAGAUGCAACUGAAUACUGGUGGUGGAGCAUGAAGAUGCAGAUGGAUGCAGCUGUGCCAUUUGAUUUCAAAGUGCAAAAAUUGAGACCAUUUGUAGCCGAUUCAAGGAAAUUAGAUCCGAUAUUAUUAAACUUUGUUAAUGACCAUUCUAUAGAUGGUUGAAUCCAGGCCGAGGUACCGUACGCUUUUAUGGUUGUGGCCUGUGGCUGUGCUGUGCCUGUGCAUGUCAAUUGUCAUCAAUUGCGUACAUGGAGAAGUGGAGUGUUGACAAAUUGGCAUACGGUACGGUACUACAACAGUACCGAAUUGACUGAGCCUGGGAAUGAAAAGGAUUGAAUUAUUGUCACUAGCAGCCGUCGUUAGUCAUGAUCACCACAGAUUAUGAAAAGUAACAGAUGAAUUCUGCUCGGCAAAAGCUGACAACAAGACACCAAGGGUUGAGACGAGUAUUCCAGGUAAAUUGUCAACCGGAGUUCUGUCUUGAUGCAUUCAACCUCUUUUGCUGAUGUAUCCAUGACCAAAGGAAAAAAUCUCGUGUAAGGAUGCCUGGGCAUUGAUCUGAGCCUGUGAAUAAGAUCGAUGCUGUGCAAUCAUUGUUGAGAGUUUUGGCGAUAUCAAGAAUGAGUCUACAUCUUCACCUGAUUGAUUAAUAGAGGAAUAUUGUUCUAAUUCCAACUUAACAAAGGUACAAACCACAAAGAACACUUAUAAUGAAUUGUAGGGGAUGAAUGUUUCUUAGGGAAUGCAGUAGGGAGAUGUAUGGACACUAUUGACAUAGCAAUGUUUUAAUAUCUACUGCUGAUAGUUAAAGCAUUAAUAAGAUUAUCUGAAUGGAACAUUCUUGGUCAUAACUAAACAAAUCGAUCAUUUACAAUGGCAAAGCAAAAGCAAAUCAACCUUCAGGUGCUGCUUCUACUAACUGGAGUAUUCUUCACAGCUCUUUCGGCUGCAAAAGCUUGCUUUGUUCCAUACAUUUCUAUCUACCUUAGACAGUUGGGCUUGACAGCAAUGCAAGUGGGAAUUAUCUUAGGAUGUCAAGGUAUGCUUGUAGCCUUUACAGCAUCCUGCAUUGGAAGGUUCCUUAUCAGAUUCCGUUAUGCCAGGUUGUUCUUGCUUCUUGCUAUCCUCGUCUACCUAGGAGGAGUGCUGGGUUUCACCAUGAUUCCAACAUCUGGAACAGCUCUGUUUGAGGUAUACUGCAUUGGAUUUGUCAAAAACACAAAUGGCACUGCAUCUAUUAAUUCUGAUGUGUCGAUCACAAAAGAAUUGAUUGAACAUAACAGUAGUAAUGAAGAAGUGUCGACUGCCGGAAUGAAGGUCUCCUCUCCCACAUCUCCAGAGAACCUAAGGACAACUGCAAAGAUUGAGACUAUUCAAGGUAGAUUAGAAACCACCACACUUCCACAUGUAGCUCCUGAUGUUGAAAAGAUGCCAGCCUCAGUUGUACCAGUUGAGAAGGUUCAAGAUACAGAAUCACAGGAGAGUCUGGUGAAGACAGUAAAUAAAUUGGAUGGGGUAGAUCUUGGAAGUAUUUCUGAACCUCAAUAUGAAAAUAUGCUUAAGCAUGAUCCAGAUGAAUUUAAUAAGCAGGCAGAAGUUCCAACCCCUCUUAGUUUUCUGAGAAGUCGCCACAGACAAGGCAGCAGCAGACCAUAUCCUCGGAUGGAAGAUGAUUCUUAUCUACCAAGAAAACGGUAUCGUGGUCAGCAGUUCAACAGAGAGCAGAACCCUGGAAGGUAUAUGGAGUCACUGGACACUCUUCCAAACUGGAAUUGGCAAUCUGAAUCCCCAAAAGACUUUGAUACAGAGAGGUACCCUGCAUGGGACUGGGAUCAAGAUCGAAAAGGAUACCAAGUUGAUGAAGAUGAAGAUGAAGAUGAUGAUCGUUAUAAUGAAAAUGUCUUAGAUUGGCUUGUAAGGAGUGGAGUUGGACGUACUUCAACUCGCGGUCAACAUUACUUGAGGAAUAGAGAUAAGAGAAGUGCUGUUACUACCAAUAUUUCCCAAGAAGGAGGAACUACAGGACUGCCAUCUAGUGGAAUCACAAAGGAAAUUGAUGAUGUAUCAUCAAGUGGUAUUUCAAGCACAUUUUGGUUGGCUCUGCUGGUGGUUGUUAUAUCUGGAGUCUUUGCAGGACCCAUUGAGCAUAUGUGUGAUACAGCCUUGUACCACCAGCUAGACAACAUUGAUGAACUGGACAAAUACAAAAGACCAUCUCUCCUUACCAUGCCUGCAUUUGCUAUCAUGGGGCUUGUAUCAGCUCUUGUGGUGGAUAGUACUGCAUGUUUCCUUUAUGGCAAUACAAGUCACAUGACUAUUCAUUUCUUCUUGAGUGCUGCAUUUAUUGGAGUUAUAUUUCUGGUUGGAAUUAUUGUUCCCCUUAGCCACAAGAUUAAGAAUCAGCAAGAAGGCAAGUACAUCAAAAGCAUCAAGUUCUUAUACAGUGAUGGUCAUACUGCCGUAAUGUGUGCCACCCUGGUUGUGACAGCCAUGAUAGCCUCAUGCAGUGAUGGGUUCUUGUUCUGGCUCAUCCAAGAUCUUCAUGGAGUAGAAACUACCAUGGGUGUCAGCUUGGCAGUGGCGUAUAUGACUGAGCUACCUAUGUCAAUGAUCUUUACACCUUGGCUUGUUCAGAAGUUGGGAAACGUUUGGUUACUGGCUUUGGGAACUGCUUGCCAGGGACUCCAGAAUCUUUAUUUCUCUAUCCUGUGGACACCAUGGGCAGUCGUUCCUAUUCAGCUUGUUCACGCUCUUGGUAGAUCGGCCAUCAGAGGGUGUAUCUUGGCCUUUCUGAAUGAAGCAUCUCCACCAGGAAUGGGGAAGGCCAUCCAGGUGACAGUUCUUGCUCUUGAACAAGGAGUGGGAAUUGCCUUGGGCAGCAUCUUAUGGGGUGUCCUGUAUGGAAUUCUAACUGUGAAACUGAUCUUUGUCGCUGCUGCAGUAUUGGCCCUGGUAUGGACAGUAGUCCUCAUCGUAUGUGCUUGCAGACUGCCAACCAAGAAGCGAUUCAUGUACGCCAAGCUGCUGCAGUCAGAUAUGGAGAUGGAUAUGAAAGGAGGGUCCUUUGGUGGUAGUGACUCGGAGGACAAUGAGGAGAAGCAGUGGUUGCAUGAUGCUAUUAGAGGUGAUGAUGAUGGUGAUGAAGAGUAGGUUGAAUCCAAUAAUUACGAAUGAUUCCUUGAUACAUGUAAAUAGGGAUAGAUGUGUAUGUAUUGUAUGUACAUAUGGAUUUGAAUUAUAUUUGGGUAUUUAUUUAACAGCCAUAAUAUGAUAUGGUGAUAUCACAUUCCUCAUGAAAUAUUAUACAUCUAUGUUCACACGUUAUCCCUUUUCA